Penicillium cinerascens is the source of this 669-nucleotide messenger RNA. RefSeq lists its product as uncharacterized. NCBI's taxonomy places the organism in Eukaryota, Fungi, Ascomycota, Eurotiomycetes, Eurotiales, Aspergillaceae. The record is from RefSeq and is a predicted model, not a curated record. The transcript has a single exon. Bases 1 to 669 code for a protein of 222 amino acids.
AUGCGUCUUGCCAUCUUCUUCACCAUCUUCCUUCUUAUACCCACAAACCUGAAACCUCUAGUUUUCAGGACGCCCUUGAGUGACUCCCGCCCCGAGAGACGGCGGUGUCCAAAACAGAAGAAAGUGAUCGUUACUGACUCUUCCUCGACAUCGGCAAGCUCAGCAAGCAAGGACGACAUGCGCAGCAAGGAAAUGCCGAUUGAGAAGAAAGUCGUCGCUUCCAAGCGUACCUCAAGGCUGACGGACAAGGAAACCGACGACGGAGAUGAAACUCUAGUCAAUACGAACCGCAAGAUGAGGGCAGCCAUGAACAGAACGAGGAGGAGACCAGCGAUCAAGAAGAAGACGGUAGCAACAACGCACAGAAUGAAAGCUGUGGCAUUGGCCCAGGCCCCAGAUCUUCCGUCGGUUCAUGGCGAUCGUGACAUCAAGCCAGAGACAUCGCCGAUUCAUAACAUGCCCAUGGAGAGGAAAACUCGACCUAUUCCUAUCACACAACGUCUAGAUGACCCAGAGCCGAGUCUCGAAGACGCCUUCGACGCGAUCUACUUUGUCGAGGAUAUGGCCAACACUGUGAGGGAAAUCGUCAAUCGGGUCGAUCAGAAGUACCGUCGCCAUGCUCGGUCCUUCUUCGACAAGAGAUUCGGGAAACAAAUCUGGAAGGACUGA